AAGUUAAACAAGAAUGUGGGCAACAAUACAGUGGACGUGGGUGGGGGCUCCACUGUGGAAGCAGCAUUACCAGGCUCUCUCGAAACGCGAGCUUGCAGCGUGGGACGGCGUCAUGGAGUCCCGGAGAUGGCGAGGCUGCGCGUGGUUGGUGACGGUGAGGCGUUGACGGAGCGAUUACUUUGACGCAGCUUUAUGGGGGUGGAGGUGGAAUGGAGAAUGAGCAGCUCUCGUGUCCGCCCCUUCGGAAUAAACGCCGCAGAAUUGCUUCUUGUGCGUUCUCGCCGUGUGCUUGUCUUGUCUGGAUGCCAUGCCUAGCACUGCCGUCGCUGCGUAGGCCCUCUUCACCCUGUUUCCGACUUGGUUCUUUAAGACUGCGAGUUUUGGGUAGUCUUACUCGUCGAGAAUCCCCCCCCUCUCCCUGGUCAAUGUCCCUGUUGCUUGGGUUGUUAUAAAACCUUCGAUGUUGCGGUGGUUUUGUCAUUGCUUGCUUUCGAGGUUGGAUUCUAGUGUCCGCUUCGCUGUCACUUGAGUGGAUUGGCAGCGAGGAGGUGAUCAGUUGGGUGGUAGGAGGGAACAGUGUGAGCUGUUGUAUGAACUGUUGUGUGAGUCUUUGGGGUGAGAGGGAGAAAGUUGGGGGAGGCGUUCUGGAAAGGGGACUGUGUGUUCAGAGCGAGAUGGAUGGUCGAUUGUUUCUGCAAGGGCUUGAGACGGUUGCAUUCGUUUGCGUCUCGGUUUUGCUGAUUUCUCAGCUAUGGCCUAAGAAUGAAGAGCGUGCCAAGAUUAAUACGCGCUUGCCUCGUGGGUCGUAUGGCCUGCCCCUCGUUGGCGAGACGCUGAAAUACAUGGCUAGUAUGAUGACAUCCGCUCCCGCGUUCAUGGCGGAGCAUCGACAGAAGUACGGGGAGAUGUUCAAAUCGAAGCUGAUGGGCGCGUUUUGUAUAAUCACGACGAAAGCCGAUACGAUCAAGUGGGUGCUUAACCAUGAAGGCAAGCAGUUCGUGACUGGGUACCCGAAAUCCUUUCGCAAGGUGUUGGGAGAGUACGCCGCGCUGAGCCUCCACGGAGAUCAAUGGAAGAGCACGCGGCGGUUUCUCGUGAACAGUCUCCGCGUCGAGUUGCUGAGGGAGCGCAUUCCGACGAUUGAGCAAGCUGUGCUGGAGAAUCUGAACCCUUGGGCAGCAAAAGAAUCCGUGAGCAUCCGGGAGGAGACAAAGACGUUGGCCUUCAAUGUAGUGGCGCAAUAUCUUCUUGGAUCGAGGCUAAAAUCAGGCCCCGUCAACGAUUCCCUGCGCAACGACUUCUACACCUUGACGGAGGGGCUGUUUGCGCUGCCAAUCAAUCUCCCUGGGACCAACUACAGGAAAGGGCUCGAAGCGCGCGCGCGCAUCAUAGAGACGCUCGAGCGAGACGUGGUGAGCCAGGCGCGGCCAGUUGGAGACGAAGACCAGUACGCCGAUUACAUGGACUACAUGCGGAAAGAAAACUUACCUGGAACCACCGAGGAGUUGCUGCUCGAGAAGACUCGGUGUCACGUACUGGGGAUGCUAUUCGCCGGCCACGAGACCGCCGCAAGUGCGAUGCUGUUCGCCGUGAAAUACAUCAUGGAUAAUCCCCGCGUCCUGAAUGAGCUCCGGGCCGAGCAUGAGAACAUUCGAAUCUCGAAAUUCGAAGGCGGGAGCCUGACAUGGGACGAUUACAAAAACAUGCGAUUCACGCAGUCGGUCAUCACCGAGACGUUGCGGCUUGCGAAUCCCGUCGCCUUGCUGUGGCGUGAAGCAACGGAGGAUGUCCAGUUGAAUGGGUACGUGAUUCCUAAGGGCUGGAAGACGGUGUGCGCAAUUCGAGAAGCGCAUCACGACCCCGCAUUGUUCGACCGCCCGUCUGAGUUCAAUCCAUGGCGCCACGAGCAGGAAGUGAUGAACCCAGCUAAGAAGUUGCCAUUGCUGGGGUUCGGAGGCGGCCCGAGGUACUGCCCGGGAGCUGAGCUCGCGCGCGCCGAGAUCUGCAUUUUUCUGCACCACCUGGUGACGAAGUUCGACUUGAAGAGUUGUGGUGAGGAGACGGUUUCCUUCUUCCCCGUCCCCAAGUUCAGCAAUGGGCUCCAAGUGCAAGUGCAGGAGCGUGAUCUCUCAACCAGAAUUUCACACAAAAUCAGGGUGCACUAAAUUCCAUCUUCAUCCCUUUGCUGAUUCGCCGCGAUCGAAGCGCUCUCAUUCUUUGGUUAUCCUGAAUUGUAAAGGUCCUUUCGGGAAAACUGCUGCAAGACACGAAAAUACCGACUUGACUUUCUGCUGCCAAUUCUUUUUUUGUUUUUUAAUUUUUCUUCUCCCUCAGAGCAAUUGGGGAACAUGAUCAUCCUCGCUGGCAGGGAUUUAGAGACAAAGUAUCCAGCAUUCACAAAUUUUGAGCUGGGAACCGUGUAGAGAUAGACAAGCUAACGAGCCGCUAUGUAAGGACCGAAGGCUAGCUGAAGCCGCGAACCAACAUUUACGAGUUCUGUAGAGAAGUGUCAAUGGUUUUACACACAAUUGGUUGAGAGACAGGACAGAAAUCAAGAGCCUGAUGUGUAGAGUUACCAACCAUGCAAUGAAGAACAAUUAAAUCUGGUCAAAAA
This is a messenger RNA of Physcomitrium patens, 2614 nucleotides long. Its product is annotated as cytochrome P450 85A1. Gene Ontology annotation, molecular function: oxidoreductase activity, acting on paired donors, with incorporation or reduction of molecular oxygen; monooxygenase activity; heme binding. Lineage: Eukaryota; Viridiplantae; Streptophyta; Bryopsida; Funariales; Funariaceae. Gene Ontology annotation, biological process: sterol metabolic process. The record is from RefSeq and is a predicted model, not a curated record.